GGUCUAAGUAGACUUGCACUCUGCUGUGAAGGGCAGACUUCACUUGUAGAGAAACUUAUCAAGCAGAUAUUACGUCAAUAUAAGGCGCUUCGGAUCUAUGGAAGUUGUGGCGGUGCAUUGAGGCUAAUUCGUCACGCCGCGUAAACGUCUCUGCAGCUAAACCCUCUCAGUCGUUGUUACCGGGGCUGCAGGCUGGGGCCACUGGGCCAACAUUUUGGCAAGCAUGGCCUGUCGGUACCUUGGCCACUCUUCACAGCCUCACCUAAUUGACGACAACUUCCUUGGGCCCGUCCUGUCUUUUGCGUAAUAACACGGACUGAGCCUCAUUCGCUUGAUAUAUAUUCCAUAAGCCUACUCGCGCACGACAAUGAUCGAGCUCCUACCUUGAAAACACAUAUACUUAUCUCCUGGGUGCCCACUGGAAUUUCACCUCAGAAUGUCCCUGCACCUGUCGCAUAUCCGCAACUGGUUUCUACAAUCACCUCCAGCAGAAUGGGCCUUGCACCGCAUACGCGAGCUACUUAUAGGAGCUUUAAGACAAGGACCUAUACCUCAGCAUGUCGCUUUUGUCAUGGACGGAAAUAGGCGGUUUGCCAAAACACAUCAUAUAGAGACUGUCGAAGGGCAUAAUUUGGGCUUUGAAGCUUUGGCAAAGGUCCUCGAAGUAUGCUACAAAUCCGGUGUCAAGGUGGUCACCAUUUACGCAUUCUCGAUCGAGAACUUCAACCGUUCCAAAUACGAAGUGGAUGCGCUCAUGGAGAUGGCCAGAGUCAAGCUCGUGCAGCUUGCGCAACACGGCGAUCUUCUAGAUCGCUACGGUGCCUGUGUGCGCGUUCUUGGUCAGCGUGACCUCGUCAAGCCUGAUGUCCUCGAAGCUAUCGACAGAGCCGUUGCCAUGACCUCUCACAAUACCAAAGCCGUCUUAAAUGUCUGCUUCCCUUACACUUCGCGCAACGAGAUCACCACAGCAAUCCGCGAUACCGUGGUCAGCUAUAACAAGCCCACCCGCCCGACCUUGAAACGCCCCUUUUCAGAAACACAUAUCACGCGCAACAUUCGUGCCGCGCAGCUGUCUACUGUGGUGGAAGAGUCGCCAAGUCCAGAACCUCAAGAUGUGUCUCGCACACAAUCGCCACUCGAGGAAAGUGACAAGGACAACGAGCACGACUCGAUUGCUUCAUCCAGCACACUCAAUGUGUCUACGACCUCCACUAAUCCCAGCGCGACACAUAAGCACCGCGACUCUCUCCCAGACCCAGAGUCCAUUGAUGUCUCAAUACUUGAUUCGCACAUGUUCACUGCGGACAACCCACCGCUAGACCUACUGGUACGCACGUCAGGCGUGGAACGUCUAAGCGAUUUCAUGCUCUGGCAGUGCCACGAGAACACGACAAUUGUCUUUCUGAGUUGUCUAUGGCCCGAAUUCGAUUUGUGGUACUUUCUGCCUGUGUUACUCGAGUGGCAAUGGAACCAAAAGAAGCACGAGGAAGCAGGGAGGGGACGACAGAGGAUUAAAUCAGGGUGAGGCGGUUCUAGAGUUUGAGCUAUGCGCAUUAAUUAUAGGAGCGAGCAUGCAAACAGUUUUCCUACUUAUACCAGACUCCGGCUGGACCGGUCGGAGUAACGUCGAACGGAAGCGAAUUGGAGUUUUGCGAGUUGCAGCAUGUGGGCUAACGGCGUUCAAGGCAAGGCUCAGCGGGAUAGACCAUAGAAAAUAAUCAUAACCACAGCUCACCCUCAGCCUGGUCAUUAUUGCCGUGAUUG
Molecule: messenger RNA, 1764 nt
Organism: Pseudovirgaria hyperparasitica
Lineage: Eukaryota; Fungi; Ascomycota; Dothideomycetes; Acrospermales; Acrospermaceae
Product: Undecaprenyl diphosphate synthase
Exons: 2
Coding region: 437-1525 (362 amino acids)
Cellular component (GO): endoplasmic reticulum; lipid droplet; dehydrodolichyl diphosphate synthase complex
Molecular function (GO): ditrans,polycis-polyprenyl diphosphate synthase [(2E,6E)-farnesyl diphosphate specific] activity
Source: RefSeq, a predicted model, not a curated record